AUAUACGCGCGCGCCCCGGACGCCGCCUCGCUACUCAACCAGUCGUCCACUCCCCCCAACAACGACCGCCAGCCAGCCAGCACUAGCAGCUCGCCGCCGGCCGCCUCGGUCCUGCAGGCCGCCGCGCUCGAGCUAGCCGCGGCUGUGGCAAGAAGAGACACCUCUGGAUUCCUUCGGUCCGUCGACGACGAGCGGACGUACAGACACAUUUCCUUGGAUAUAUUCUAACACAAUGGGAGCCUGCAACUCGUGCGAGGCGGCCGCGGUGGCGGCGGCGCCGGGGUCGACGUCGGCGGAGGCGCGGGUGGUGCUCGCGGACGGCGCGCUGCGGCGGUUCCCGGGCGGCACGCGCGCGUCGCAGGCCGUGAAGGCUGCGGCCGCCGGCGCGGGGGCGUGGUUCCUGUGCAGCGCGGACGAGCUGGAGCUCGGCGGCGCGGUGGCGGGCGUGGGUCCCGAGGAGGCGCUGCAGCCCGGGCAGCUGUACUUCGUGCUCCCCGCGGCGAUGCGGCGGCGGCCGCUGCAGGCGGAGGAGAUGGCGGCGCUGGCCAUCCGCGCCAGCGCCGCGCUCGAGGGCGACCACGACGGCCCGCUCGUGUUCCCGGAGGCCGCGGCCGCGGCCGCCGGGGGAGGAGGCGCCGGCGCUCGGCCCGGCAAGGCGUGCCGGCGGUCGAGGAGGGGCAGCAGCCGCGGGCGGGACUUCGUGCCGGACCUCGGCGCCAUUGCCGAGUAACCGCCGGCUGGCCAGCUAGGACUAGUAGAAGCUAACAGCAAGCCUUCGGCGAGAAGAAAAAUGAAAAGGAAGAAAAAAAAUCCAACUGUAGUUACGUGUUAACUGAUCAACCGAAGGCUUUGACUAAUGCUAGUGUAGGAACGGAACGGACGGAAUUGCAGCUCAGCUUGCAUCUAGUGUACUGGUGUACGUAUACGCGGCGGAGUGUACAUGUAGAAUACGCGUAGGUCUCGGAGGUCCCCAUGUGCGAGCACCCACCGCGAACCAAACCAAGGGCUCCGGUGUGUGUGCCUGACGCGCGGGGCCAGCAUUGAGCUGAGCUGAGCUGUAACCGCUGGGAUCCAUAUGCUGAUGUGGCAAUUCAAUCAACGACAGACGAGUCAGCGACUCGAAAUUGCCAUUGCUGAUGCAGU
This is a messenger RNA of Setaria italica (foxtail millet), 1143 nucleotides long. RefSeq lists its product as uncharacterized. The coding region runs from base 233 to 730 and encodes 165 amino acids. The record is from RefSeq and is a predicted model, not a curated record. The transcript has a single exon. Lineage: Eukaryota; Viridiplantae; Streptophyta; Magnoliopsida; Poales; Poaceae.